UCGAGCGCGCGGGAACGGUGAUUUCAUUAGAACGUUUCCGACAUUCUUUGCAUCAUCAUGCCGAACUGUCCGAAGUGCACAAAGCCAGUUUACUUUGCUGAACGAAUGACUUCGUUGGGAAAAGACUGGCAUAGGCAAUGCCUUAGAUGUGAAAAAUGCAAUAAAACUCUGGUACCUGGAUCACAUGCAGAGCACGAAGGAAAGCCUUACUGUCAUAAUCCUUGUUAUGGCGCACUCUAUGGACCAGGAGGAUUCGGACGAGGAGGAGCUGAAAGUCAUCAGUAUAAAUAAUGUGUAAACAACUACGUAAUAAAAAAUAUUCGUUGUGUUUCUCAAGCUAUCAAAAUCUCCUAAAUAAUGUUUAUUUUGCUGCGGUGAAACGAGUCCAAUAUAAAAGAACAUUUGCACAAGAAAGUCCUGGCUACAUCCUUCUCUAUAAAGUUUUUUUUUUUCUGACCGUACUUCAAAGAAAGACAUUAAAGGUUUGAAAUUUUUCUGUGCAAAAUUAAUAUUUCACUUGUAGUUUAAAUCAUAACUUUUAUUGAAAUACGCGAAGUUGUGAUUAUUUUUAUUUUGAGAAUUUAGUAUAUCUACUUGUGGCGUUUUUCCCCCGUCAUUUAAAUAAAACUUAAAAUUGAAAAUAAUACCUAAGAUCAAAACAAAACGAAAAUGUUCGAUAAUGUUCGAACAGAAAAUUUCUUUCUUUCUAAAAACUUGAUCAUUCGUGCUUGAAUGAACUUUAGCAUGAAAUAUUAACAUGUGCUUAAUGUUUUCUUGAGCUGAUUUCAACAAGAUUGUUAUAAGAUUGGGGAAAUAUUUCAUCUUUUUAAAGUUUUUUAACAUUGUCAGUUGCUGGAAAACAGUCAGCAAUAUGUGAACUGAAAAUAAUCAGCUGACUAACGUUAAAGUCAAAUGAAUAACAAAGGGAUACCAGCAAGACUCAUUUGAACUUUUUCGUCAACUCAACUAUUUCCGCAGUUAAAGCUCUGUCAAACAAAAUUCGCAAUUUUAAGAACUUAUUUUUCUACUUAAGAAAGAUGCAUUGUCGUAGAUUGUGAACAGAACCAUCUGUAUAAUGUAUGAAGAAUAAAGCUGCUCUAAUACGUUGCAGCAUUUAACAGCUUCCGACUGUAGUUGAAAGCUUAAUUAAAUAAUUAAAAACAUAAAAUAGUUUGAAUAUUUGUUGCUUAAGUUCAUUUUCCUUUGUAAUUGUUACUCUUCUACUAAGUACCUUUAAUAGUAAAUAAUGUUUGUUUUGGA
Messenger RNA from Uloborus diversus, 1260 nucleotides. Its product is annotated as cysteine-rich protein 1-like. Lineage: Eukaryota; Metazoa; Arthropoda; Arachnida; Araneae; Uloboridae. The record is from RefSeq and is a predicted model, not a curated record. The transcript is spliced from 4 exons. The coding region runs from base 58 to 291 and encodes 77 amino acids.